Messenger RNA from Epinephelus moara (kelp grouper), 2715 nucleotides. RefSeq names its product ankyrin repeat domain 39 (gene ankrd39). Bases 373 to 921 code for a protein of 182 amino acids. The transcript is spliced from 4 exons. Lineage: Eukaryota; Metazoa; Chordata; Actinopteri; Perciformes; Serranidae. Gene Ontology annotation, molecular function: protein binding. The record is from RefSeq and is a predicted model, not a curated record.
CGUUUGUUUUAAACAUCGGGGUGGUCUGGUACAAACUACUCUGAAGUUCUUCCUUUUGUAGUAUAAUAAUUACAUCUAUUCGCGUUGUUUCAACCCGUAUCUGAAUCCUAACAUGCCUAUAACAUAUACAUUUUUUUCGUCAUUCGGUUAAACAUUCAUUGACUGUAUUUCUGGGCUCGUGUGUUUUGAAGCCAGUCCUGUUGGUGGUGGUAAAGCACCACAAAGUUGUCGACCACCAAAGAUAGAAGAAGAAACGCGGAACUGUCAAACAGCAUAAUGACAAUACAUGCCUGUAACUCGAAAACUACUGUUCAGCUUCAGGUUUGAACCAAGUUGGAAUUAUUUUUUAUCCCGUUUGUGCCAGUUAACACGAUGGCGUCUGACAGACAUCACUGUUCGUGUUGCUCCCAUCCAGUCUCCUCUCCCAGUGUUUACCAGACGCUGAGUGAAAUGGAUUUUGAACGAGGUAUCUGGUCUGCUGCAAUGGAUGGGGACUUGGAAAGGGUCAAGUCCUUUGUCCAGAAGGACACAGACCCCAACCUGAGAGACUCAGCUGGAUACACAGCUCUGCACUAUGCAAGCCGCAGUGGUCAUCACACUGUAUGCAAGUUUCUUCUUGAGAAUGGUGCCUGUGCAUCUCCCCAGACACCAGGCGGUGCUACACCACUCCAUCGAUCAGCCUACUGCGGUCAUCUGGAUGUGGUCCGACUCCUGCUGCACCACAGAGCAGAUCCGACGCUCUGUGAUGACGAUGGCGCAUCCCCUUUACAUAAGGCUGCAGAACGGGGUCAUGAAGAGGUGUGUCGGCUGCUUCUGGAGCACUGUCCUGCACUGUGCAGCCAGGUGAAUAAGAGGCUCCAGCUACCCUUCCAGCUGGCACCACAGGGAGAUCUGCAGGAGCUCCUAAAACCACCCCGGUGAAAACAGACACACUGCAUCUGGGAAAUCUGGAGUUGCUAAGAACAGACAAAUCACAUGAUUUCAAAACACACUAGGUGAGAUCUCCUUAAGUGAGGAUUAAUCUCAUCUUGACCUGGAUUCACUACAUUUGGCUGCUUCUUUCCUCAGCUGAACAUGCGCUGAGAGUCUCUGAAUGACACUGUGAACUCUAGCUUCAAACCAUGAACAUCAUGUUUAUGAUUUCCAGUGUACUGUUUAUGGAAUAUUUACACCUCUCAAGCUAUAGAAACUUGUAAAAGCUGUUAAACAACACCAGUGUCCAACAUCAGGUAGUUGUCAAAUGACAGUAAUAAUAAUUCCGUUUAAAGCUGGGGUUGGCAGAAAUCUGGAAAAAGGCAAAGAAAGAAAAACGACAGAUUUUGAAAACACACCCUCGUCUUGCAGCUCCUUCUUCUCUGUCCUUUAUUUAAUCUUACUUCAUUGUAGAAUUGCACAGAGCUCAUCCUCUCAGCCCCUCUUUGCCCCGCCAUCUCUCUCUGUUUAUCAGACCACAAAUGAGAUAAGAAUUAGCUAGCAAGCCACCCCAUGGUCCCUCUGCCUCGCUCCCCGCUGCUCUGUGCUGCUUCCCCAGGAGGAGAGCGAGCAGCAGCUGGAGAGACCGACCUGUUGGUGGUUUUAGCGGCUUGAAUUUAACUAGCAUAAGCACCCCAGCGUGAGGUGUCACAGUGGGCUGGUGGCCAGCAGCAGUGCCAGGUCCAACCUGUGUAACAGCAGCAACAGAAAGUUUUUGCUAAUCCAGCAGGGAGUAGGGGCUGUCCGGUCCUCGGAAGCUGGGUUUUGCUGCUGGAUUUGGUUGCUGAGGCCGCUGACCGGGGGUUUAUCUCCAACUGGCGAGGUGGUCCAAAGUGGUGGGGAGUGCGACAGAGGACAUUCAAGACUCUAACUAAUGUUAGACACAUAAAUGUGAACUUGAAGCUUGAUUUUGUUUAUUGUCAGACUCUCUUUCUGAUUAGUGUCCCUUUUUUGAGUUGCUUUUCCAGUGUAGGUUGUUGGAUAUGCAGGAGUGGCAACUUUAUCUGCAAGAUUCUCCGCCACUGAAUCAAACUUUCAUCAGCUGAAGGGACGUUCACACGCAUCUGCAUUUGUAGAACAGCCAAUAGCAACACCAUGAUUCGCCAAAGUCUCCCGUCAUGAGCCAAAUUUUCAAAAGCCUGAAAACAGAGCCAAGGGGAGGUGCAGAAGUGUAGUUUUCUCUCAGACCACUUGAAUUAAAAUAUGCUCAGUUCAUUAUGAUAUUUUUACCAAAUGUUGCCAAAAUUAGAUUGUCUACCCCAGCUUUAAUUAGUCAAUGAUGGCAUUAACGACCUGUUUCUUCUUAUCGUUGACCAUUUAGAGAAAAAACAAAACAGACAUUUGUCUUUGUGUUGUGUUACAGCUAGUUACAGCUGAGGUAUUUAGUUUGGGUUUGACGGCUGAGUAGUGAUAAGGGAAACAGAUGUUAUUGUUCAGUGGGAAGAAUUACAUGAAAACCCUACCUCACCAUCUGAUGUUGCUGAAACCUUGGCAUUGAAGGUUUCAUUGUUGAAUUAGCCUGACAUGAAGUACAAGAGCAGAGCAGGCUUACAUGCUAGCUACCAACAGACAUAGUUUCUCUUUGAAAUGACUGCACUUAAACCCACUGUAUGUAGAACUUGAAAUGAAUUUGUUUAGUGCUCUGCAAACACCAGCAUUUGCUAUCACUGCAGCACUUGUCACUGUUUAUAUUGAACAUGUGGCAUGUUUGACAAAGCAGUUUGUAUUAAAACUGGAGGCCAA